This is a messenger RNA of Brachypodium distachyon (stiff brome), 1120 nucleotides long. RefSeq names its product nudix hydrolase 18, mitochondrial. The transcript has a single exon. The record is from RefSeq and is a predicted model, not a curated record. Bases 250 to 795 code for a protein of 181 amino acids. Gene Ontology annotation, molecular function: pyrophosphatase activity. Gene Ontology annotation, cellular component: nucleus; cytoplasm. Lineage: Eukaryota; Viridiplantae; Streptophyta; Magnoliopsida; Poales; Poaceae.
UACCCAACAAUCCCCUGCUCGUCUGCCUCAAAUCCAUCCAGCUCCUCCUCCUUCUACUGGCAGUUAAAGAAGAAUCCCUUUCAGUUAAUUCAAAUCCAUCCAGCUCCUCCUCCUUCUCAAAUCCAAACAUAGCGCGACCGAUCUCACUAUUUAAAGAAGAAUCCCUUUCAGUUAAUUCCUCGAGGAGCUCGACCGAUCGCUGUUGAGCAAUCCAAUCUCUGGCGUGACAGCUUAUUGAUUGAUUGAUCCAUGGCGGUGGCGAUGGUGGCGAGGCAGGGGCGCGAUCUGCAGAGGUACAGCGCGAGCACGGGCGGGCGCAUCGUGGUGGGCUGCGUGCCGUACCGCGUGCGCGGCGACGGCGACGGCGACGGCGAGGUGGAGGUGCUGGUGAUCUGCUCGCGGAAGAAGGGGGCCGGGGCGGGGGUGAUGUUCCCCAAGGGCGGGUGGGAGCUGGACGAGUCCAUGGACGAGGCGGCCCGGCGCGAGGCCCUGGAGGAGGCCGGCGUGCGCGGCGAGAUCACGGGCGCCCCGCUGGGACGCUGGUGCUACCGCAGCCGCCGGUACGACGCCACCUACGAAGGGUUCAUGUUCCCGCUGCGGGUCACGGACGAGCUGGAGCGCUGGCCCGAGAUGUCCGGCCGCGGCAGGGCCUGGGUCACCGUGGCCGAGGCCAUGGACCGGUGCCCGCACUGGUGGAUGCGUGAGGCGCUCCAGCGGUUCGCCGACCGCCUCGACAACGGCGCCAGCGACGGCGGCGCGGCCAAUCCGAUGAGGCUCCUCGACGCCGCCUUGUAGGGCGCCGGCGCUGCCGUGCCUUGCUUCUCUCUCUCCGUCUCCGGUUUUCUCGCCGUGUUUAGCCCCGCCCGGGCGUGCCGGUCGGGAUCGGCACGCGGCGGCGGCGGCAGGACGAGUAAAAGACACGAAUCGGCGGUGCAUUGUAGCGUGACGCAGCUUGUGCACUGCUCGUUUGAGGAUUUCCCGCCGGGCAUGUAAAUCUCACAUAGUUCACCAAUUUUUUGAGAUCCAUUUGUACGGGAUACAAGAAAUUGUAGUCAUGAUUCCGAAUUAAUUGGAGGAGCCAAUGAUUGAUGAUUUUAACUUGAUUCGCUACGUCUUUUAA